UACAGUGAACAACUCUCUCGUGUGUGGCAGUUUGUACACAAGAAGGCUGAACUGUGGAGGAUCUGACUGCAGGGAUACUACCGCAAGCGAUUGAAGAUUGCAGACCGACGGUAGACAUCAAGUGCCAUUAAGCCGUAUGAUUUUGGUUUACUCUCGUGUAUAUGCUGUUAGAAAGUGCUUCAGUUUAUUAGAAACAUCGCAACCCUUACCUUGGCACGGUGUGUAAAUCAAGGCAAAGAGUAUCUGUUGUGUGAUUCGCGCUUUCGGUUAAUCAACAAAAUUAUCAGCCUCCUGAUAACGAUUUAUUUUUGAAUUGUGCUCAGCUUGAGCUUUAGGUGCAUACACGUGAGUUAAACGGCUCGUUUACACUGUUUAAUGUUUUAUCCAAAAAUGAGAAGAAUUAAUCAUUUUCGGUGCAAAAAAGGGUGAAGACGAAAAUUUUUUCAAAGCUGAAAAUUAGAUAAUUGGAUGCAAUUUGUUACUCCACAUCAGUAAAGCACAGGAGUUCAAUCAAAAGUAUAAUGUGUACUGAAGAUGAUGAGUUUAUAGAUGAAAAGCACAAGAAAAUAAUACAUGUGACAGAUGCUGAUGGAAGAGUUAAACUUAAAUAAUUGUUUAAUCCAGUGCCGAAUUCAAAUGUUUUUCUGAGAAUACUACGUUCAAGGUGCGAAAAAACGCGUAAUACAGCACAAGGAAAUGAAAGUUCCAAUGGAUGUUUAGUGAAUUUAGCGGACCACGGUAGUGCUAGACCCGUGUCAAGUGAAUUGAGAACAAAUAUUUGAAAUGUUCUACUAACCAACUCCUUGCCACUGCGCCUGGGACUGGCGUAUUAGUGAAAGUGCAAGAAAAAAGCGAUAACAAAAAGCAUCACAAGAAAAGCAGCCAACUCCGCGGAAAAGUUUCUUUUCCUAAUCAAUUUCUAAUCUAAUUACUUCGAGUGGUGUUUACAAAAGAUUUUUAUAUGUGUUUAUUAACCCGUUCGGAAAUAACUCCCGCAAUCUGGAUCGGUGGCUCUCUGUUCAGUAGCAUUAACGAAUGUGACAUUUUAUUAAUAAAAAAUAAAAAGGUACAAUGAGGCCAAACAAAUACGAUGUUACCACAGCUUACCGUCUAUGCCAAGAUUUUGUGCCUCCUGAUGGUGGUGAUGAUUGCGGGAGCAACACCCGAAUACAUGUAUCUUCAGUCGGCCUGCUCAUCAAAGUUUGUCCGGAUAGUGGCAAAAAAUGGCACUGUCUAUGCAGACGACAACGGACAAAGUGGUCGUCCACAAACUUUCACCAUAGAGGCGUUUCCGUUGCCGAAGAAAAAUUUCACUAUAGGAGUAGCGAUACGCUGCGAAGAAACCGAUAUGUACUUAUGCUUCGACAGAAACUGGAAAAUCAAAGGCAUGAAAAACAAAGGCAAUAUUGUGAAUCGAUCGCGCUGCCACUUUUACGAGACCCUCAAGAGAGGAUACUUUCGUUACCAGUCAGUCCUCAAUCAGACGAAAUAUGUAGGUUUUAUCGGCAGCGGUAAACCGAUCAACUAUAAGGUGAAGCGUCACAUCGACGAAAAGUGUUACAAUUUCCAGCGCACCAAUGCAUCCGCGCUUCCUUCGGUGUUUUUCGAGUACAACAACAGUCAAAGUACCGGUACAACUAAAGCAACCCAUUCGCACAGACACAAGCACGGUAUGGGAGGUGACCAGCAAAGGGCACGCGGUAAAUUCCAUGCACACCGAUCACAGAAUCUCGCUGACCAGGAAGCAGUAUCAUCACAGCAACCCAUGCCAUCGCAAUUUUCCUUCAUCAAUAAUACUGGUCGCCUGACGCGGUUGCUAACUUCCUCGGUGCCGUCUGAAAAAGCCUCACUGAUGAGCAAUGAGGUGCACACAAGCACUCAAAAGCCGGCUAAAACCGUAAGCACAAAGAAGCAAGUGAAGCCAAUGAAGCGGCAUGGAAAAACUAACAAGAAGGUUAUCUUAUACGAAAGCAGCAGCCGUAAUAGCAGUGUCAGACAUCAUCAUCACUAUGAUAAUAGGAAUAGCAAACCAGACAUUGUUCGUGCAACGCCAACUGCGUCUAAACUUUGAGGACAGCGUGCAGUUUCACCGACUGUUCGGGAGGACUCUGUGCUUUCACAUCUCUCUACUCUACCGAAAUAGAAGGAAACUUGUGCACUGCAUGGCACAGUAGAUCAUUGGCGGUAGUAUGACAAUGCCAACCAUGUUAUAAGGUUUACCUACACUUUAUCUCUCUGCUCAUCUCAAUAAUCCGUACACGCUUCCACGAAUGCAGAUUACUAGAGAUGAACAACUUUGUAUUAGAAUGUUACAAAACCGAGAAAGCUUUAUUAGAGUUAAAUUUGAACCUAAGCAUCAAUGCAUCCUAGAAGUUUAUUUAAGCAAGUAAUAACACAUGAUUUCCAAACCAAUUUAACAUCUAUGUCUUUGCUAAUCAACUCAAAAAGUAUUAAUCGCAAAAUGACUGAACUAAACUACUGACAUCCAGCAUACAGAAUGACGAAAUUCGCAAUUCUAAGACACAAUAUUUAACCAUGUACGAGCAUUAGAAAUUGCUGAGAGCUUUUAGAUGCCUUAAUCGUUGUAUAUUUGUACAACCCCGUAAUCAUAGAUCAAAAAUGACAGUCAUUGAAACACAUACAUAACAGUAACUCGUAAUUGGCGAAAAGCAUACGCGAUAAGGUCUAAAAGCAUCAUUUCAGUACAUUGAAUGUAUCUAUCGCUAGUCGUUCCUUCAAACUGUGAGCAAAAUAUGCAUUUUGAGCAUUUGUUACAACGCCGAUUUACGAAAAUGCUAGUAUAUUUUUGAUAUUUGGUUUGAUGAAAUCAGUUCCGUUUCAUGUAGGUACCUAGCAUCGAAUGUCUACAACGGGUCUUAGUCCAAUCUUCAACUGAAUUCCUGCUUUAAACCCAGUAACCAGCCUAUUGUUUGAAAUGUACAAAGUGCGAAUUUCUUGUUUAUAUAAUAUGUUCCGUUGUAAAUAGUGUAGAAAUAAUUAUGAUUGAGUUCAUUUUUCACUUAGCGUGCCAUUUUACGUUUUUCGCUUUAUUUCCAUUUGAAAUAAAUUAAAUACCUCUCGGAAAGAUGAAUACACUAAAUUCCGACGCUUUGACAACAACAAUAACCGCUGCUAAUGUGAACUUGCACAAAAAAUGUGACUUAAUAGUGUCUGUUAAUCGGUGUAUUUACGCGAGCAUGUUUAGAGCGCGACGCAACCAAAUGCUAUUUACAUUACAUAUAUUGAUAACAACCGUACAGUGAACAAUAGACUACAAACUAAGGGCGCCAGUUCCACAGCUUGUGCAAAACUAGAACAGAAGAAAUACUGACCAUACAAAAAUCUCAAAUAUUAUACGAAUCUCACUAAAGGCUCCCCUCCAAUGGUUAAGCAAUGCUGCAACCCUAGAUUCAGUGACCAUUAGGACUUCAGAAACAGAAACAUAAAUUAUUACACAAAACAAUGUAUGCACUUAAAUCGUAAAAAGUCGACGAAAGCAGAAGUAUUACACACUAUCAUUUUAUUGAGUCAUAAGAAAAAACACAUGAUUCUUCUCAUGCACAGAGUUUGGACAAAAUUGUCGAUAGUAUGUGUGUUGUUUAGGUUAAACAUUACUGCCAAAAGUAGAGCAACAAUUACAACAAUACUCUUCUCUAGGUUUGAGCCCCACUUAGUAAAUGAAAUAAAUCUUAAGACGGCCUAUGUUUCCCAAAUUGUUCCCAUACUCUUUAGGUUUAGUCAUCAUCAAUAAUUAAAAAGAGAUCCAUUCUGAUCGAUUCUAAAUUUAAUCCCAUGGAAACAGCUAUUCUUCUUCAAACAUUCCACUAGACGUAAUGAAAUAAGUCAUUGAUUUAAGAGUUGUACAGUUAUUUUGUUCUGAAGCUGUUGUAAGAACAUUGAUUUGCGUUUAUAUUUUUUGGUGUACAUACAUAUAAAAUUUUCCGACAGUUUUCGUUUGUACGGUAGCAGCAUCUUCCAAUUCAAUUCGUUUAGGCGUUCAAACCAAGAGUUUAAAAUCAGUAGAACAGCCGUAAUUUUUGUUUUUCUACAGCGCAACAUCAAGUGGGAAAAGCAAAUGAAAUUUAUUUCUAGUUUCCUCCGUGAAUUUCAGUAUGUUAUUGACUCGUUUUGGAAACAGAUAUUGCAGAUUAGCUGAUCGAUAGAAAUUUCACGAGCAGUACAGUAACCAAACAGUUAGGAGGGAACGAGCGAACAGAAUUUGCAUUGUUAUAAAUGUACAUUAUUAUAUAACUUUGAUUUUAGAAUAUGUUUAGGUUUUCCUUGAUAAUUACGGUUGAUAUCGACUUUUAGUGAGUAAGGUUACGAAUACAGAAUGUAGUAUUUGAACAAAAUGACAAAAUAAUAUCCUCUUUUUAAUAUUGAAUUGAGCCAACAGUGAAUGGUUCACAGUUUCAGUUUAACUUAUGAGUACACAUAAAAUAACAAGAUUAUUUAACAAUAAAUUAUAAU
Topomyia yanbarensis is the source of this 4470-nucleotide messenger RNA. RefSeq lists its product as uncharacterized. The transcript is spliced from 5 exons. The record is from RefSeq and is a predicted model, not a curated record. NCBI's taxonomy places the organism in Eukaryota, Metazoa, Arthropoda, Insecta, Diptera, Culicidae. The coding region runs from base 1091 to 2071 and encodes 326 amino acids. Gene Ontology annotation, molecular function: growth factor activity.